Messenger RNA from Naegleria gruberi, 1005 nucleotides. RefSeq lists its product as uncharacterized. The transcript has a single exon. The record is from RefSeq and is a predicted model, not a curated record. Lineage: Eukaryota; Heterolobosea; Eutetramitea; Acrasida; Naegleriidae. The coding region runs from base 1 to 1005 and encodes 334 amino acids.
AUGGCAUUCUAUGAGAGAUUACACUCACUUGGCAAAAUCGCAAGCGAAUGUGGUCUCCACUUGAUUUCACAGCAACAAACAAAGAAUACCAAGUCACAAGCUUCCACCAAUCCACUGUAUACAGUCCCUAAAUCCAAUGUUGAAGAAUGCGUCAUGUUUUGUAAACUAUUCCUCAAGGCCUAUUAUGGAAAAGCAACAAGUUAUGUUCAAGGUCCCAGCAGACUUUUCUCUGCCUUACUAAAUUUGCAAGUGAUCUUUUUACUAGUCCAAUCGUAUUCUAUAAGUGGAGAAUACGACAAGACAAUUGCCUACUCGACAGAGUGUUUGGAUGGCAUCCACACUAUUAAGCAACAAUACUCAUCAGAAUCGACAAGCUCUGAUGAGCUUAUGAUGAGUAAGAUUGAGGAAAAGUGCAUCUUCUACAGAGGUUACUCAUCCCACAAGUUGGGACUCUUCACUCAAGCAGAGAGGGAUCUUGAGGUGGCAGAAUCCGUGUACUCCGUUUCAUCAUGUGCACAAGAAGAGUACUGCUCCCCAAUAAGAGAAGGUACCAUUAACAAUUCGAGAAAGUACUACCACCUCAUGAAUAUUCAAUUCACACUCAUUAAUAACCAUAUCAAACUGAAACAAUUCCAACAAUCUUUAGAGUAUUUCAUCAAAUUGAUUUCACUCAUGAGAAGUGCCACAGAUAGCCAGCAAAUCAUUGGAAAGUCUUCCAUAACCAUUGAAUCAAUGGAUGAGAAAUCAUGGAACCUACUCAAUUUGUGGUUUCCUGGAUUGCCAUACUUUUUCCUUGCUGAAUUUCUUUACAAACAACAGGACUACUUGUCCUCCAACAUUCUCUUUGAGAAAUAUAGCAACUAUGAGCAAGGAAGAAAGCUUUCCGUGCAUAAGCAUCAAAAACAAACACCACCAUCCAAUCCUUCCAAAGAUAAGCAAUUGGUUCAUGCCAUGAGCAGAAUUAAUCAAAUAAAUUCUGUCAUCCAAAGUGAUCAAGAAUAUUGA